Leguminivora glycinivorella is the source of this 3141-nucleotide messenger RNA. RefSeq names its product xaa-Pro aminopeptidase 1. The transcript has 12 exons. The record is from RefSeq and is a predicted model, not a curated record. The coding region runs from base 108 to 2225 and encodes 705 amino acids. NCBI's taxonomy places the organism in Eukaryota, Metazoa, Arthropoda, Insecta, Lepidoptera, Tortricidae.
UCGCACCACUACCAAAAUUAAAUCCGCGACAGUUUAUCAUAGUGACCUUGCUGUAGUUUAGAUAACUAUGACCCAGUGAUUCAGUUAAACGUGCCCGGCGACGCGAGAUGCAUCUCUGGAAGGUACCACUUUUGAUCACCAUCUGCGUGGCAGUAUGUCAAGCCGUGCUCCGUACCACCAACGUCACAACCACGAUGGCCCCACCAACGCUACCCACUCUGCCCUCCCCUACCGAGAACCAGCUCUCUGUAUCCUCCGUGACCUGCCCUGAUGACGUCAGCACGAGCCCCCUCCAGCGGCUGAGGAGAGCCAUGAGGGACACGAUGUAUACGCAGAUGAGCAGCUUCUUUGAUGCGUUCCUGGUGUUUUACAGCGACGAGCACUUGAGCGAGGAACCGCCAGCGGACGAACGGCGCCUACAAUACAUCAGCGGCUGGGACGGAGCCGGUAUUGCCGUAGUUCUGGCACAAGGCGAAGCAGCAGUCUGGGUGGCCAGUGGUGAUGUGGGAAGAGCAAGGGCUUCUCUGUCCUGCUCUUGGUUGAUUAUUGAUGCUGAUGACUCCGGACAGCCUAGUAUCGCUGAGUGGAUUACGACCCGCAUCGGCCACACCGGUCGCGUCGGCGCCGACGCUCGCCUCGUCUCCAUAUCUGAGUGGUCAGCUUUGGCCACGGGGCUACAGCCUAGUGGAAUAUCUCUGGUCCAUGUGCCGACGUUACUAGAUCAGUUAUGGAAUGAAGAGACGGAGCCAGAACGGCGAAGACCGGAACCUUCCAGGAUCGUGGCUAGCUUGCAUCAGAACGACUGCACAGGACUCAGUUGGCGAGACAAAGUAUCCUUCGUCCGCAAUGAGCUCCGCGUGCUCGGAGCCGAUGCCAUGGUGGUGACUGCUCUCGAUGAGGUAGCUUGGCUUCUGAACGUGCGUGGGCGGGAUCUUCCUUACGCCCCGCUUCUGAAGGCCUUCGUCGUUGUCAGCACCAGGGACCUGAAGGUGUACGUGCCACAAGGCAAGCUAUCCAUGCCGGUACGCGAAGCGUUAGCCGUUUACAACUGCCCCAUUCACAACAACAAUUGUACCAGCAUAAAAGACUACUCCAUGAUCUACACCGACCUCCGGCGCAUCACUGAGGCCAAAGUCCUCAUCCCUUCCGGAGGAACAUUCCAGAAGGGCGCCUCGGCAGCCAUAGCCCAGAGCGUGCCUCGGAACAGAGGGUUCUACGUGCUGUCGCCUAUUAUGUACCUGAAGGCGCAGAAGACGAAUGCCGAAGUGAAGUGUAUGAGGAAGGCGCAUUUGAGGGAUGCUGUUGCGAUGUGCACUCUUAUUAGCUACCUCCAAGGAAUGGUAAAAGGCCAGUCCGAGCUCUCAGUAGCCAUGAAAGUAGACGUGACCCGCGCCACGCAGGCCAACUACGUGGGCCCGGCGAUGCGCACGCGCGUGUCCUUCGGCGCGAGCGGCGCUGACCCGGACUACCGCGCCACUGUGCAGUCUAACCGACAAGUGUUCAGCAACACUACCCUGGUGAUACAGUCUGGAGGACAAUAUAUAGAGGGCACAACCUUGGUGACCCGCACGCUCCACUAUGGCAGCCCUCAGGCCAGCGAGCGUCGUGCAUACACGACAGUGCUGCGCUCUCUCGCGGCGUUAUCGACAUUUCAACCACCAGCGGCGUUGCCGGCUGCCCACGCAGAUCCUAUCGCUCGCGCACCGCUGUGGGCCGCGAGGCAAGACUAUAUGAGGCCCACGGGCUUCGGAGUUGGUGCAGCUAAUCAUAGAAAAGAAGACCCCGUUGUCGUUGACUACAGACAAGACAAAAACCUGUACACACUAUCGGAAGGAUACUUUAUCACAGUCGAGCCCGCUUGGUACGAGCCAGGCAAGUUCGGAAUCGUGCUGGGGAACAUUCUGGAAGUGGGCGCCAAGUCCAACGAAUACCUGUACUUCACCGAGGCCACUCUGGUGCCGUUCGAGCGGAGUCUCAUCGAGGUGUCCAUGCUCACGGAAUAUGAGCUAACCUGGUUGAACAACUACAACAAGCGGAUCCGCGACGUGGUCGGCCCCGAGCUGAAGGCGCAGGGCCUCACGGACGUGUUCUACUGGAUGAUGAACAAGACUGUCCCGUACCCGCUGCCCUCUAAACAGGCCAAGUGUAAGGCCAGCUCUGCCGACUGGAGGCAACCGGUUGCUGUUGUUAUAGCUGGGGUUCUUGGUUUGAUUAUUUUGUUAUAAGAAUUUGUGUUAGAUGCGGUUUUAUGGGUGAGAACUUCGCAGAAUUAAGCAUAAGGUAGACCCUGAUGAAAUUAAUCUAAAAUACUCACGUACGUCAUGCGUCAUGAUCUUGAAAUAAAUAUGUAUGGAGUAAUGCUAAUACUGAUGUUUCAAAUAAUUUUAUUAAUUAUACUGAUAGGUGUACCUAAGUAUAUUCCUGAUGUUUACUUCUGCUAAUUCUGGUGGUGGUGGGCCAUUUUUUUCAAAGUUGUCCACCCCACUUUUUAUGUAACGCGAUUCAUACUCAGAAUCGCGAGGUCUUUCGAUCCUGAUAGGAGAAAAAAAAUGUCCCAAGACUUCCACACAAUUUUCAAACCUUCCAUUUCCGUUACCGCCAUACAAAAAUGUAUGAAAAAAUGGUAACGGAAUGGGAAAAAAACCUUGGGACACUUUUUAUCUCUUCAUCAUAUCACUCUUUAGGAUUGGAGGAGCUCGCGAUUCUGAGUGGAGUCCACAUAAAAAAAUCCCAAUUAAAAAAAAGCGGGGUGGACCACUUUGAAAAAAAUGGCCCAGGUACUAAAUACGACUUGUCGCUAAUAGACGCAGUUUCAUAGUAAAUACAGAAGGCGAAUUAAUGAGAUUCGACUCAGCGAGCCUAUAAUUAGUGGAUGACAGCCUUAAGUCACCAUUGGGUUUGUAACAUAGGCUGCGCGUUACAAAAUAACUCGAACAAUUUAAUUAUUUUUACAGUAUUUUGAACUACUUUACGCAACUUAGGCACUGGUCCCAGCAAACGCGAGUAAGCUAUAAGCUGUCAUUGGUAGAAACCACAGAUGUCAUAUAUACCAUAGAUCAAGCAAACGUAUCUACUUAGCGUGUCAAAUGAACUCAGUGAAAUCCACUGAGUUGUCCGUCUUUAAUCGCAGCUUGCAGCUUC